AUGGCGAAGUCCAAAGCUGGGCCAUCCACGGCCAAACCCAACAAGCGCGACCCUGCAUCGCCACCACCGCGCACCCGCGAGGCCUCCGUUUCGAGCAGCGGCUCCAGCACCAUUACCUGCAACUCUGGAGACCAUGUGAACGAUGCCGACGACAUGCCCGGUGAAUCCCCGGCCGUCAACGUCGAGGACGACACCCACGCUGAACCGUCGGCCGUCACAGUCGACGACGAUCCCCAGACGCCGACUCCGGCUGCGGCUGCGGCUACUAUGACGCUUCGCAGGUCAACCAGGGUGCCCGUGACACCGGCUAAGAACGGAAUCGAGAGCGGUGCAUACAAGGUUGAUGAGAAAAGGAAGAAGGCGCUCACGCCUGGGGUCCUGGCCGCUCUUGCUAAGGCGAGGGCGGUUUUGAAGGAGAAGCAGGAGGCCAGACGCAAGUCUUUGAUCGAGAGACUUCCGAAUCGACGGCAAUUAAUGGUGAAGCUCAACGUAAGACCCGAAGCGCUCCGGAACUUCGAGUCGAAUGGUACUGCAACACCACGCACCGGCGAGGCAUCUAACGGCUCAGGUUCCAACUCUGCUGUCGCUGUUCAAGAUAGUCCAUCACCUGCCAUCAAAGAGGAAACGCGCACCAAGCGUGAGCAAGACGUCGAUGAUAACCAAGAAGUGCCGGAAGACGACGAUGUCGGAUCAAACAGUGCUGUAACAGGUGGCACCCACGAGACAUCCAACGGUGGGGGAUUAAGCUCCGCCGUCUUCAUCGUCAACAGGGCCCUUCCUCGCAUCAAGCGUGAACUGGGCCCGCUGGAAUCGAACAUCGUAGCGAACGCCGCAAGCCGCUAUCUACGCUCCCGCCGCAAUCAUGAUGCCGAACCGGACGAUGCGUCUAUAGAACGCCGCCUCAGGUCCGCUGCGCGCCGUGCAAGGCGGUACAGGCGCAAUACUGAGCAGCAAUACGCCCUUAGGAACAGGACUCGCCCCACGCCCAUCCGUGACCUACUCACGUCUGAGAGCGGCGACUAUGAUCCGGACGAUAUGAUGGAACAUGCUCGUAUGCUGCACGACCAAGGCCGCCUCAGAGGAUCUGACACGCUACGCGAAAUCCGCAGGGCCAUUUAUGGGCCAUCCGCGGAGGAGCUGUCGGCGUACGACUUUGGCGACGAUGACUCCAGUGUGCGUGACGAGCUUGACGAAGGAACUGAACUGAACGACGGAGACCUCAGGGGCGAUGAGGGGUCCAAUGAGCUGAGGUCGCCUUCCUACGAACCAUCACCCGGUCCGCAGGUUGUUAUAUUCCCCGCAGUCCCGCAUUUCACGUCCCUCAAAUAUGCCGGCCACUUCCUCACCGGCGCCCUACUCGCAAUAGAAGAUGUAAUUGCCUCGCAAGAUGCGGACCCAGCCCGCACGCUCCCUAACGUCGUCGCUGGCGUCAAUGCAGAGCAGCCUGUGCUUGGGAACGGGACAGAGUAUCACGCCAAGAUGGUAUGGGGCGGCCAAUGGGUGUUCGACGCCCUGGUCCACUCGCACGGGUUGGAGCCGGAGUUUUCUACGGCGUUGCUAUGCGAGAUGCUCGAGGAGUAUGUGAGCGAUGCGAUGGACUGGUUGAGUGACCCUGAGGAGAGGCGCAGUGCUCUUGAGCGAGUGUAG
Molecule: messenger RNA, 1647 nt
Organism: Aaosphaeria arxii CBS 175.79
Lineage: Eukaryota; Fungi; Ascomycota; Dothideomycetes; Pleosporales
Exons: 2
Coding region: 1-1647 (548 amino acids)
Source: RefSeq, a predicted model, not a curated record